This is a messenger RNA of Camellia sinensis, 654 nucleotides long. NCBI's taxonomy places the organism in Eukaryota, Viridiplantae, Streptophyta, Magnoliopsida, Ericales, Theaceae. The record is from RefSeq and is a predicted model, not a curated record.
AUGGCCUCAAAUCGAUCCAGCUCUCGUACCCCUUCUGGCAAAGGGAAGGGCCCAAAACCUAAUCACAAAGCAAAUUGGGACUGGGAGAACACACGUAUCUUCUUGGAACUUGUUCUUAAGGAACCAGACGCAGGUAACAGGCCGCACAUGUUAAUCACUCAGAAUGGGUACCAGUCUUUGUGUAAGACUUAUGAGGCAGCAACUGGAUUGAAACGUACGAUCAAACAACUUAAAAAUAGGUACAAUCAACUUAAGACGGAGUGGCGUGCAUGGUCGAAGCUGAAGGAUAGCCACAAAGGCCCCACUGGAAUUGGGUUCGACCAAGAGACUGGGUUGAUCAAUGCGUCGGAUGAAUGGUGGGCUAGAAUGGAGAAGGUUGAUAAAGAAUGUUGCAAGUUCAGAACAAAGCGGUUGGAUCAUGAGGAGUUGAUGCGUCGCGUAUUCACUGGGGUUGAGGCAACAGGUAAAAAUGCUUGGACGCUUGGUGAGACGCGGAACCAGUUGGAGGUGGAAGGGGAGUCCGACAGUGCUGACUUUUCUACGGACAACAACGAAUUGGGAGCGUCUAAAAUGGCUAACUUGAUAAAAUCCGUAACCAUUAACGUAUCAGGUAGUGGCAGCAAAAGGAGGCACUCAUCCGUCACAGCCAUGUAA